AGCAAUGUGAAUGAGAGAGGUUAGCAGGAGGGAAGCUGGGAAUGCGGCAAAAGAAGUGUUCAGAUACUGAUACCAGAAACAUAAUUCAAUAUAUACCCUCCUACUUCUACUCUCUUUUAUAUAUAAAUAUAUACUAACCUAUUCUUUGUUGCAAGCUUCUCAGCUCGAAGACUCUUAUGUAAAAGAAAAUAAAUUAGACAUGGAGAAAGAAGAUGAGAAUAAUGUUUCUGUGGAGCCUCACGCUAUUCAGAUAUCCGGGUCAAAUGAUGAACAAGUCAAACCUGAUGAUUAUGAUAAUGACAAUGAUACAACAGCAGUACAAGUACCGCAAACCAAGACAAGUUUGGUGGUAAAAGAAGUGAAGAAGCAACUAUGGCUGGCAGGGCCUUUGAUAUUAGUGUCUCUUCUCAAUUUUGCAAUCCAGCUUAUAUCUAUAAUGUUUGUGGGUCAUCUCGGCGAGUUGGCUCUUUCUGGCGUUUCCAUGGCCACAUCCUUUUCUUCUGUCACUGGCAUUGCCUUAAUGAUGGGAAUGGCAAGUGCUUUAGAUACAUUUUGUGGCCAAUCAUAUGGAGCAGGGCAGCAUCGCAUGUUAGGCAUACACGCACAAAGAGCCAUGCUUGUUCUUAUGAUCGUAUGCGUGCCCGUUUCCAUUAUUUGGGCAAACACAAAAUCCAUUUUGAUUUUAUUUGGCCAAGAUCAUGAAAUCUCUGCAGAAGCGGGAAGAUUUGCUCAGUUAAUUAUUCCAUGUCUUUUCGCCUUUGGUCUUCUUCAAUGUCAGACUAGAUUUUUACAGACACAGAACAUUGUAAUUCCGAUGAUGUUCAGUUCUGGGGCAACUACUGUACUACAUGUUGUUUUGUGUUGGGUGUUGGUGUUCAAAUCUGGAUUAGGGAGCAGAGGAGCUGCCAUAUCAAAUUGUGUAGCUUAUUGGGUGAAUGUAUUGAUACUCGCUCUCUAUAUCAAGUUUUCUCCUUCAUGUUCACAAACUUGGACUGGCUUUUCAACGGAGGCAUUCCAUGGCAUCCCUUCUUUCUUGAGACUUGCUAUUCCUUCUGCUGUUAUGGUUUGCUUAGAACUGUGGUCAUUUGAAUUGAUGGUUCUCUUGUCGGGUCGUCUUCCAAAUCCAAAGUUGCAAACAUCAGUGCUUUCUAUUUGUUUGAAUACAGAAUCAACUCUUUGGAUGGUCCCUUUUGGAUUAAGUGGAGCUAUAAGCACUCGUGUAUCUAAUGAACUUGGAGCUGGUAAUCCUUGGGCUGCACGCUUAGCAGUUCGUGUAGUGUUAGUAAUGGCCAUUAUUGAGGGUACCCUGGUUGCAACCGUGAUGAUAAGUAUACGCAAUCUUUGGGGCUAUGUUUACAGUAACGAUGUACAAGUGGUUCGACACGUGGCACUCAUGCUGCCAAUCCUCGCAGCAUCCAUUUUCUUGGACGGACUCCAGUGUGUUCUUUCAGGCAUUGUUAGAGGAUGCGGUUGGCAGAAAAUUGGUGCCUUUAUUAAUUUAGGGUCUUAUUAUUUAGUUGGGGUUCCGUGCGCUAUUGUGUUAGCUUUUGUUUUGCAUACUGGAGCAAAGGGACUGUGGCUUGGAAUCAUAUGUGCCCUUAUUCUUCAAGCACUUGGUCUGAUCAUCAUAACUGCACGUACUGAUUGGGAGCGAGAGGCAGAGGAAGCUACUAAAAGAGUCAAUGAUUCAAUAACACCAGACGUCUCUUGAACCUACCUCAUGUCAUAUUCUAAAUUAAUGUAUACACCAAGGAUAGCUUACAACAGUGAAAUGAAGUUUUACUAUACUGAUACUAUGUGUUUUUUAGCAAUUAAGCAUAAAGCAAAUAUAAGUGAUGUCUCAUUAGCAUUUAAA
Molecule: messenger RNA, 1855 nt
Organism: Arachis duranensis
Lineage: Eukaryota; Viridiplantae; Streptophyta; Magnoliopsida; Fabales; Fabaceae
Product: protein DETOXIFICATION 16
Exons: 7
Coding region: 200-1711 (503 amino acids)
Biological process (GO): xenobiotic detoxification by transmembrane export across the plasma membrane
Cellular component (GO): membrane
Molecular function (GO): antiporter activity; xenobiotic transmembrane transporter activity
Source: RefSeq, a predicted model, not a curated record